AUGGUAGCAGAUUCAGAAUAUAAUGUAUAUUUUGAAGACGAAUUUAGUGAAGAAUUAGAACAAGAAGGCUUUGUAGAUGAAUAUAAAGAAGAGAGAGUUGAUGACACUUCUGACGGAAGUUUUAACCAGUUAGAUUUAUCUAAACAUAUUAAAGGAACUCAUACUGGAGAAAAAUCAUUUCCAUGUAAAGAUUGUGAUAAAACAUUUACCAGGAAAAGCACUCUCGUUAAUCAUCAUAGAAUUCAUACUGACAGAAAACCGUUUAUCCGUAAAGUAAAUGAUAAAAUUAAACAAGAUGUGAAAAUAGGAUUGACAGUUAAAGAAGAAAAUAUUAAUGGCAAUUCUUUUGUCGUAGAAGAAAUUAAAAUAGAAAAUUUACACACGGAAUCAAUGAUUAAAGACGAACCAAAUGAAGAAAUAGGAGAAGAUACUCCUGACGAAAGUGUUGAUGAGGAUAAAUUAAAUACUCAGUGUGGGAACUUGUAA
Messenger RNA from Chrysoperla carnea, 486 nucleotides. RefSeq names its product zinc finger protein 585B-like. The record is from RefSeq and is a predicted model, not a curated record. The coding region runs from base 1 to 486 and encodes 161 amino acids. Gene Ontology annotation, biological process: regulation of transcription by RNA polymerase II. The transcript is spliced from 2 exons. NCBI's taxonomy places the organism in Eukaryota, Metazoa, Arthropoda, Insecta, Neuroptera, Chrysopidae. Gene Ontology annotation, cellular component: nucleus. Gene Ontology annotation, molecular function: RNA polymerase II cis-regulatory region sequence-specific DNA binding; DNA-binding transcription factor activity, RNA polymerase II-specific.